UGGCACUUUCAUGUAAAGAGUUAAUUUCCCUAAGUGCCGAUGGAGUGCUGUGAAGUCAAAAGUCAGACUGCUGCUUCUUCUCCCAUCACAACAUAAUUGCCGUGGAAACUGUUUUCUUGAAUGCUGGGAUUUAGAGACAAACUGGGAUUGGAAAUCAGGAGAAAAUCUGUCUGAAGUGAGACUGAGUCAGAUCCUUUGAACUCGGAGAGUGGUGGGUCUCUGGCUGAGCUGAAAUAACAACAGAAUAACAAUGAAAAAGCUCCUGUGAGGAACUUUGGAUUGGUGUUGAUUUUGGCAACCCCUGUGGAGGAAGUGGUACCCUUUCAUCCUGGACAUGUAAGAUGUUCUUCUUCCUGCUGCCUGUCGUGGCUCUCUUGCUGAGCGGAGAAACGACGGUCUCCGGUAACAGUAACGACAAAUGGCUGAGCACUGUGUCUCAGAACAAGGACAGAUCCUGGAACAGAUUCAGAGAUGAAGCAGAGGAUGACUACUUCAAAAGCUGGGCGCCUGCCAAGUCUCUAGACCAAGAGCGAGGGGCUGAACCGAGCAGAUUUGGAGACCCAGAAACUAAAGCUCACUCUAGCUCAGUCAAGAAGACAGCACAGGAAGGUCCAGAUGCCACUAAGGACCCCUGUCUGAAGGUACGAUGCCCUCCUCACAAGGUGUGUGUUAGCCAUGACUACCAGACAGCCAUCUGCACCAAUCACAAACAGCCAGCUCACAGUGUGAAACCCAGAAAAGGCAGUGCAGGUCACAAGCACAGGGUUGAAGCUGGUGCUCAUGGGAAAUGUAAGCUCUGCUCAGCGAUUCAGUCAAGUCCUGUGUGUGGCUCUGAUGGACACACCUACACCUCCAAGUGUAAGUUGGAGUUCCAGAGCUGCCUGUCGGGGAAGUCGAUCUCCUUAAAAUGUGAUGGGUUGUGUCCCUGUUUGCCCAGUCAGGAGCUCAGCAAGCCAUCACACAGGACUGAGAAGGCUGCCUGCACUGACACAGAGCUGCACAGCCUGGCUGCCAGACUCAAGGACUGGUUCGGAGUUCUCCACCUCGAUGCCAACAGAGACCUCAAAUCCUCUGACAGCUUUGACUCUGCCACUGGACAUUUUGACACCAGCAUCUUGCCCAUCUGUAAGGACUCGCUGGGCUGGAUGUUCAACAAGCUAGACAUGAACUUUGACCUCCUGCUGGACCAAUCAGAGCUGAGUGCCAUUUAUCUGGAUAAGUACGAGCUGUGCAUGAAGCCCCUCUUCAACUCCUGUGACUCCUUCAAGGAUGGAAAGCUGUCGAACAACGAGUGGUGCUACUGCUUCCAGAAGCCUGAUGGUCUGCCGUGCCAAAGUGAGAAGAGCAGGAUCCGGAGUCAGAGUCGAAGGAAGAGCCUCAUAGGCUCUUACAUCCCGCGCUGUACGGAGGAGGGCUACUUCAAACCGACCCAGUGUCACGGCAGCACUGGCCAGUGUUGGUGUGUGGACAAAUACGGCAAUGAGAUUGCUGGCUCUAGGAAACAAGGCAAUCCAAACUGCGACGAGGAUCAGGAGACAUCAGGGGAUUUCGGCAGUGGGGGUGCAGUCAUUCUCCUUGAUGACCAGGAGGAGGAGCCAUCACAGAGUGGGCGGAGCCGGCAGAAGAAGAGACGGGGCCGGAUUCACCCCCGAGGAGCCAUUGAGGACGACGAGGACGAGGAAGAUGAUAAGGAUGACGAGAUGGGCUAUGUUUGGUAGCUCUGCUCCAUCUAAUUCUGCCAUCAGCCGACCAGGAAACUCCCGUUAACUCAGCACAGAUCUGAAGCCAUUCCAGUCUCUCCUCCUCCUUCUCCUCCUUGGCUGCAGUCCAUCUUUUGACUCCUGAACUCCUGUCAUCUCUCUUACUUCAGUGAGCCUCAUCUGACUUCUUAUUUUCAAUGUUUUGCUCUUUCGUCCGACAGAAAACAGAGGGACUAUUAGAUUUCAACAACUGUCAAGACCUGUCAGAAUCUGUUCAGAAAAUCCACUUGCUCCUUCUUCUUUCCCCCACACAUGUGAUCUCUAACCUUCCUAACAUGGAAUCACUUCUCUAAAUCCUCUAUUACACCCUCUCCUUUCCUCCUCUCUCGUAUCCCCUCCCUUUCCCUCUCCCUAUGUGUCCAUGUCAGAGCCUCUGGUCAGUCUGUGAGCCCAGACACAUUAGCUGGAUGUAAAUAUGUUCCCUCCAGGAAGUCCAGAUUGUGGAUUACCUUUCCUGUACUUCUAUCAGCGGUUCAUUCUUAUGUUCUGUGUUUCUUCAUCGGGCUCUUUCCAGUGUUCAAAGAUGUUCCUACGCCAUGUUCCCCGGCUCUGAGAUGCUCCCCUCUCUCUCUGUUUCUCCAUGGAGGAUUGUAAAUUAUUUAACCGUUGAUCUUGAAUGUCCCAGAAAGCCCAGGAAGCAAUGAGAUUAAUGAUGUAUUGUCGUUGUUGUUGCAUGUUUCUCAUCGUGUUUCUGUAAAAGAGAGAUUUACCUGGCAAAGGUCUAGCUCUAUGCAUCUCAAACAGAAAGUGAUGCCUAUUCGGCUGCUACAAUACUUUGUUGCUAUGUUGAUGCUGUCUAGUGUCUUUUUUUGGUUUCUUCUCCCAAUCUCAGGAGGUAGAAAGUUGCAUUGCAGAGCGAUAGCAGCGUAGGAAAAGUGAACUGCAAUGCCUACAGUCCAAAUCUGGGGCGUCUCAGUCGGCUGUGCUUUUGCUAAAGAAAAAAAGUAGGGCCGCUGAGGCUGUUCGACUGACUGUGCAAGGACACUAGUGGAAAAAGCUACUCCUGAGCUGGGAGGAAACAUGAAGGUGAGCAGAGAAGGGGCUCUGUACAGCCUCCUAACAUUGGAUAUGUUCAGUGAAAAGUUAAUGAUUGAAAUCUUCACCAUGUCAACUAAGUGAACUUUUAUUUGUAACUUUGAAAAUUUAAGUAAAGUGGCACUUUGGGUGUCUUUUGAACCUUA
This is a messenger RNA of Notolabrus celidotus (New Zealand spotty), 2941 nucleotides long. RefSeq names its product SPARC (osteonectin), cwcv and kazal like domains proteoglycan 1 (gene spock1). Lineage: Eukaryota; Metazoa; Chordata; Actinopteri; Labriformes; Labridae. The coding region runs from base 342 to 1718 and encodes 458 amino acids. Gene Ontology annotation, molecular function: calcium ion binding; protein binding. The transcript is spliced from 15 exons. The record is from RefSeq and is a predicted model, not a curated record.